GGUUUUCCUGAACUGGUGUGAGGUGUGUCAAAAUCGGGGAAACGUCUACAUGCAGGACAGUGUGCCUUGAGGACCAGGGUUGGUGAACAACACGGACAGAAGACACUUUCAUGAAGCCAAAUUAUUGCGCCACACUGGAGCUUUAAUGAGCAGGCUGAGAGAGCGAGCGCAACACACAGAUCUCCCGUCAGCCAAAGAAGAGCGCACAACUCUCAACGGCAUAGGAGGCGACCAGACGAGCUGCUGAUCUGCAGUCAGCUUAGAGGCAACUGAAGAAGCCAAAUAUCCUCCCUGUGCGAGGAAGCGUAGGAAGGGGUCGUGAAGAGACUUCGGAGGCAAAUCAGCUGAGAGAGAGAGAGGAGGGGCCGGGGGGGGAAAGAGAGAAGACUACUCCGGUGUGGAAAGCUGACCUUCGGUGCACUCCAAAGAAGAAGAGGAAGAAGGAUCGGCCAUGGAGGAGACGCUCACCUGCAGCCGAAGCCCUUUCUCUCAGGUGUUUGGGCGCCAGGGUCAGCUGAUGCAAGCCACUGUGCAGUCGCUGAACAGUCUGAAUGACCAGAUUGCAAGCUUUAUGGUGACCAGGCCCAAAUCCCUGGAACAGGAGGAGCAGGCCUACUCUCCUCCGGAGAAGGAGACGCUGCAGAAGUCCAUGAACCUGAUGAGGCACCUUCUCGUCGAUGCUCAGGUACAAAUUUAA
This is a messenger RNA of Poecilia latipinna (sailfin molly), 697 nucleotides long. RefSeq lists its product as uncharacterized. Lineage: Eukaryota; Metazoa; Chordata; Actinopteri; Cyprinodontiformes; Poeciliidae. The record is from RefSeq and is a predicted model, not a curated record. The coding region runs from base 452 to 697 and encodes 81 amino acids. The transcript has 3 exons.